CUCCCUGUGGCGAAACUGUGAAAUACUCCAGCGGCGCUGGGGAAGCCUCGGGCCGGCCCAGCUGGGGGAGGAUCUAAGGGAACAUCAGGAAGGCGACGUUUAUUCCAACGGCACCUCGCCUCAGGAUCUCCCCAGGCUGGCCUGUGAUCUCGUAUCGCGUCCUCCAGGUCAGGCGCUCAGGCACCUAACAGCGCUGAAAAUUAUCAGUCCUCCAGACACAAGUUUGUACACUGUGCCGUUGAGUUGGCACGCUGCCGAGGACAGGAUGCCCACCCGUACGGGCUCGUGGGGCGCCCGAGUCGCUGCACGAGCUGCCUCGCGUGCCACUGGCAGCAGCACGGGGUCCCCCAGCACCAGCACCCCUGCUCGUGUGCUGCAGGCGAGGGCCCUGCCUCCAGGGUGGUACGAUCAGUGGUACGAGUCGGGCGCUGCCAGAAGUGGCCCCGCCCCGAGAUGCUCAGCACCUCUUCGCGCCACUCGGGGGCCGUCGGGGCCCCUCUGCACCUUCGGCGUGUGCGCUGCCGGCCACCCGCGUCUCCCUGGGAAGCGCAGGGGCUGCCCUGCGGCCCAGGGCCACGUCGAGGACGACACCCCCCACACGGAAGGCAAUGGCGGCUGCGAGAACGGCGCACACGCACCGUGCCAUGCCUGGACUCCGGGCCGGGCUCCAGCGCGGUAGGGUACAUAGUCUCAGGCAUAGUCCUCCGGCGCUGAGAAACGAGACACCACGCACCCCGACCACUCCCGGGGCGCGGGGCGACACCGCCUCAGGUGACGCCCACGCGGCGCGGUGCUCACGAGUCGCCCGCGGGAUGGAGCAGGGCCGCAGCAUCGCCCCUGCGCCAGCGGGGAGCCCGCGGCCGAGCGCGCCAGGACUCCACGGCGCUCGGGAGGGCAUCCUGCAAGACCGGGCGCUCUGGCUGACCCCCGCUCGCACUGCCUCCGGCCCCGACGCUCCGCCAUGGCCCUCCUCUGGCGCCGCAGGACUCUGGGGCCCGCCCAAUGGGGCGGGCCACACGCACCGGGCGCAGCGAGGAGCC
This is a messenger RNA of Prorocentrum cordatum, 1040 nucleotides long. NCBI's taxonomy places the organism in Eukaryota, Dinophyceae, Prorocentrales, Prorocentraceae. The record is from the annotation of a GenBank genome assembly.